Cladophialophora psammophila CBS 110553 is the source of this 1062-nucleotide messenger RNA. RefSeq lists its product as uncharacterized. The record is from RefSeq and is a predicted model, not a curated record. NCBI's taxonomy places the organism in Eukaryota, Fungi, Ascomycota, Eurotiomycetes, Chaetothyriales, Herpotrichiellaceae. Bases 1 to 1062 code for a protein of 353 amino acids. The transcript is spliced from 3 exons.
AUGGCGGCAUCUUCCUCUAUCAAAAGUCGCUUCCCCGUCCCCUCGGGCGCCACAGCCACGGUCUCUAUCAUCGACACCACGUCCCGCAUCGGCCGCAUAUCUGUGUCUUAUCUGAUGGAACCGCCCAUGCCAGGCUUCGACACCAUGCCCGAGAUACCGUCCUGGUCGUUCCUGGUCGAGUCCAGCACCACGGGGAAGAAGGCGCUCUUUGACCUGGGCGUGCCGCCCGAUUGGGAGAAUUUUGCACCUGCCGUGAGCGAGGCGUUGAGGACUCGGGGAUGGCAAAUCUAUGCCGAGAAGCAUACGAGUCAGGUCCUCGAGGAGAAUGGGGUGGAUUUGAAGGGUAUCGGGAGCGAUCCAUCCACAUUCCCUCCCUCGACCGAAGUGGUAGUAGGCCCGGGAUUCAAGGAGGCUUUUAUGCCGGGCUAUCCUGGCAAGCAAGAUUCUCCAGUGCGUGAAUCUGAUUUCAAAGGACGGGAACUGCGGGAAAUCACAUUCACCGAACCCGGCACGCUCCAGAUCGGCGACUUCCGAGCCAUCGACUUCUUCGGCGACGGCUCAUUCUACCUCCUCGACACCCCAGGCCAUGCUGUCGGUCACGUCUGUGGCCUGGCCCGCACAACUUGCGAGCCGGACACGUUCAUCUUCAUGGGCGGCGACCUGUGCCACCACGGCGGCGAGAUCCGACCAUCCGCGUACAAGCCGCUGCCGAGGGACAUUUGGCAGCCCGGGCUACAUGCACUGGCGAAAGUAACGCAUAGUCCUUGCCCGGGCGCCGUGUUCGAAGCCAUCCAACAGAAACGGGGCAGGUCGCCGCCGGGGACGAAGCCGUUCUUCGACCCGGCUAUGGGCCUCUCGAUCCCCGAGGCGAUCGCGACGAUCGAGAAGGCGCAAAAAGCCGACGCAGACGACAACGUGCUCUUCAUCUACGCCCACGACGCAACGGCGCGGGGCGUGGCUGAUUUGUUCCCCCUCACCGCCAACGACUGGAAGAAGCAAGGCUGGCGCGAGGGCAUGUUUUGGGCUUUUUUGGCUGAUUUUCGGGCCGCGUUGCCAACCUGA